CGGGGGAAAGUAUCUUUGUAGUGCACUGAAAGAAUAGAUAUGUAUGUUUAGAUGGUUAAGGUUACCCAGAGGCGGCAGUUACCCACCCCCGACGAGAAAGCUUCUCAUUAGGGUCCUUUCCCACACGGACAUUUCCCCCCUAGGGCAUUCUUUCCCUCAGGGAUUUCCACCUCAGGGAUGCUUCUCCCCAGGGCCUUCUUUCCCUCAGGGGCUUUCCACCCCAGGGACAUUUCCCCCCAGGGCCUUCUUUCCCUCGGCUUCUUCGGGGUUUAUUCAACGGCCCGUUAGUAAGAUAUACACAGGCCACGUGACUGUGCGUAUAUCUUAUCACGUACGUAUUGAACUUUUCAUCGUUUCCGAGCCCGAGAUGCUUUGUGUAUGUCGCCAGCCACGAGUGGCUGGGUGGACGACCAACCAGGUCUCGUCCAUCCAAAUUCGUACGACCUAAUCGGCCUGAAGAACAUGCGCUCUGAGACCACUCUGAUGAUACAUAGUGCGCGUUGGCCAUGUUCCGCUUAUGGAGUAGAUGAUAAUCAAUAUUGUUCCGAGAGCACAGAUAUUGGUACCGGACGUGGCAAGAUAUUCUAAGGGCGUGCCAAAGGUGCAUUUUCUAUAACACACUCGGGUCUGUUGAACACGGCCCAUCACAGGGAAGUAUCUUGCCGUAGAAGAGCAUAUAUACACUCAGAGCGGACUAUCAGGAUAGUCUAUCGUACGCUUAGGCGAUUCUUUUCUUAGACGUGUCU
This is a messenger RNA of Aspergillus welwitschiae, 746 nucleotides long. RefSeq lists its product as uncharacterized. The transcript is spliced from 2 exons. The coding region runs from base 44 to 448 and encodes 134 amino acids. NCBI's taxonomy places the organism in Eukaryota, Fungi, Ascomycota, Eurotiomycetes, Eurotiales, Aspergillaceae. The record is from RefSeq and is a predicted model, not a curated record.